AUGUUCAAAUAUAAACCUGAAUUUGUUAAUUUUCAAAAAGUUGAAACUGCUUACUCUUCCAGCCAAGGAGUUCUGGCAAUGGUUGUGCCUUCCAUAUGGAAUGCUUUUAUCAAGCAAGGGAAGGAGCAAGAGGAAGCAAUGGUCACAGCCCAGGGGAACUUGAAAUAUUUGGAAGAAGAACUGAGAGGGAAGAAGUUCUUCGGUGGAGAGAAAAUUGGAUUUGUAGAUCUUGCAUUUGGUUGGCUUGCUAAUUUGGUCGGUGUGUUAGAGGAGUUAAAGGGCUUGACAUUGAUAGAACAUGAAAAGCAUCCAUUGUUGUUAGCAUGGAUUCAGAAUUUCAUGGAUGCCCCAAUAAUCAAAGAAAACUGGCCACCUCGAGACAAACUGAUCACCAAAUUCCAUGCUCUUCUUGAAGCCUAG
Corylus avellana is the source of this 420-nucleotide messenger RNA. The record is from RefSeq and is a predicted model, not a curated record. Lineage: Eukaryota; Viridiplantae; Streptophyta; Magnoliopsida; Fagales; Betulaceae.